AUGGGCACGCGUCAAGAUACUCAUCGCUUCGAACUUCAAAAUGUGACAAUCCGUCCAUCAACAGCUGGUCCGCUCGAGGAGGAAAUAAAUCGUGUAAUAGGGGCUGGAUCACGCGAACACCCUUUACAUCUGCUCGAUCUGGACGAUCUAAUAAGAAAGCAUCUGAUCUGGCUAAGGUCUAUGCCACGGGUGACGCCGUUCUACGCUGUCAAGUGCAAUGACGAUCCAGCAAUUCUCGCAACUCUUGCGGCAUUAGGAACUGGGUUCGAUUGUGCCUCGGAAGCGGAAAUACGCACUAUUCUUGGGCUGGGCGUUACACCCGAUCGUAUCAUCUUCGCUCAUCCGAUUAAAUCUGUGCAAGCACUCGCGUUUGCCAAAGCCCGCGGCAUCCGCCGUAUGACGUUCGAUAAUGAGUGUGAGCUGGAGAAGGUAGCCCGCGAAUAUCCAGAAGCUGAGCUUGUGCUACGCAUCCGACACGACUCUGGCCGUGUGCUGAUUGCAUUGGGCAAAAAGUUUGGUUGCGAUGCACGUGGCGAUGGACGUCGAUUGCUGGCACGUGCGAAGGAACUCGGUGUUUCGGUAGUUGGUGUAAGCUUCCACGUUGGUUGUGGAAGUUUAGAUGCAGACUGUUUCUAUCAUGCGGUAGCGUCUGCACGAUCAGUGUUUGAUUAUGCACGGGAUGAGCUUGACAUGCGGCUGUGGUUGCUAGAUGUUGGAGGAGGAUUCCCCGGGGACAACGAUAAACCGAUCGAUGAGUACGCACAGGCAGUGUGCCGAGGAUUGAAGGAGUUCUUCCCGGACGAUAAGGAUGAAGUGUUUGUUAUCGGAGAACCAGGCCGAUUUUAUGUUGGAUCUGCAGUAACACUGCUCUCCACUGUGCAGGGUAAAAAGGUUGUACGUGAUGAAGCAGAUAAUGUGCAACAGAUGAUGUACUACAUAAAUGAUGGAGUGUUUGGAACCCUGUUCGAUUGGCUCAGCUUGAGGGAGAUAAAGGACCUUAAGCGGGCGGUUCCAUUGGUACGAAAGGAGCGAGAACACGAGCGUACCUUUCCGACGACAAUUUGGGGUCCUACCUGUGACUCGACGGAUAUCGUGUGCGAAGAUGUGGAGUAUCCGGAGCAUCACAUAGGAGACUACAUCGUUUUUGAAAAUCUCGGUGCAUACGGAAUGACAUUUGCGACCAAUUUCAACGGAUUUCCAAAGCCAACGGUGCAGGUUUACAUUAAAGCCGACAUGUGGAACAUGCUUCUCUCGAUCGCCAGCAAGGACUGGAAGCAGAAAACACUCACCUUCUUCGAGGGCAUCCUAGAAAAAGCUCACUAACAAACAACACGGCUAACGCGGACAGCUUUAAAUUGUAUUGCUUUGUG
Molecule: messenger RNA, 1370 nt
Organism: Anopheles maculipalpis
Lineage: Eukaryota; Metazoa; Arthropoda; Insecta; Diptera; Culicidae
Product: ornithine decarboxylase-like
Exons: 2
Coding region: 1-1323 (440 amino acids)
Cellular component (GO): cytoplasm
Molecular function (GO): ornithine decarboxylase activity
Source: RefSeq, a predicted model, not a curated record